Sceloporus undulatus (fence lizard) is the source of this 7681-nucleotide messenger RNA. RefSeq names its product Rho guanine nucleotide exchange factor 4 (gene ARHGEF4). The coding region runs from base 232 to 6882 and encodes 2216 amino acids. The record is from RefSeq and is a predicted model, not a curated record. Gene Ontology annotation, biological process: intracellular signal transduction. The transcript has 15 exons. Gene Ontology annotation, molecular function: guanyl-nucleotide exchange factor activity; protein binding. Lineage: Eukaryota; Metazoa; Chordata; Lepidosauria; Squamata; Phrynosomatidae.
UUUAUCUUGUAGCUGAACACACACAUUUGCAAGAGGUUGUUCAAUAAGGGAAAGGCAACAAGCCAAGGCACGGUUCAAACCUUGGAAGUUUGUUCCAGCAUCAUCCAACACUGCUGUUGACUGCAGAGACGGAAUUUGUCAAUGGCCUGGAAGAGUUAACCGCUGGCUUGAAACAAAGGAUUCCCUGGCUUGUCUCUUGGCUUUGUGAGAAGCGAAGGACGAGUUUGUAAGAUGGAGUUUAACAAGUUUCUGGGUGCAUCAGGAGGACAUCGGCGAAGACAAGAGGAAGCUCCUGCCGGUGCAGGCAGCAGUGAUGCUGAAGUCAGAGAUGACCUGGAUUGUGUACAAAUGUAUCUCACCUGUUUACCUGAGAGAUACAUGAAGGCAAAGUUUACUUUGACAGCCUAUCUGGCAUGUUGGCUAAUCUUGAUACUCUGCAAGAGAGCUUGGGAGAGAAGAUGCUCAACUUCCCAAAAGGCUCCUGAGCCAGUAGAAAAUUGUACAAGUGAAGGAGAGCUUGAUGAAGAUCAGAAUUCUUCUGUCCCAAGUACAUUGGAGCUGGAGGUACGUGGAUCAGGCCAGGAAACAGAUGAAGACUAUUUUGAGACCCAAUCACAUCAGAGUGAAUCACUGUCUGACAUCAAAACAGAGCCUUAUGAAAGUGCAUCAGACUCUGAAUCCAUUGCCAGUGAUGUAACUAGAGAAACCAACUUGAGUUCAUAUUGCCUUUCUUCAGAAAUAGAAGACCCAUGGCAUAAGUAUUCUGAAACAAAAGCAGAAAUAGCUCACUCGAAGUCUGAGUGUGAAAGACAGCUGGGAUUUAUAAAGAAGGAAGCAGCAGAUCUGCCAUCAGUUUUACAUGUAGGAGUAAGCAAAACUGAACUGGAGAUGCUAGCAACAGAAUCAAAAGCAGAAGAAAUCAAUGGAAAAGAGAAUGUGUUACCCAACAGUAUUACCUGUCUCACAUCUAAAACUCAUAAGGAGGACUCUGUGUUAUUGAGCAUGGAGGCAAAUUUAGUGGAGAGUGGCGCACAUUACUGUGUUGGCUCAAAAAAUCUUGCUAAUGGUGCUAUUAGCAAAUGCAAUCUAAGGACAGAUACAAAAACAUGUGCUAAUCUCAGAGCAAACUCUGAAAGCUGUCUGAAUUUCUUUGAACCUCGGCAUUUUUCUGCCCACUCAGAAGCUGCUUCACGAUACAGUUUGCCUAACAUUCACUUAGAAACAAACAGAACAUGGAAAAGAAACUGUGAAGCAUCCAAAGUAAAGUAUAAGCAGGACUGCAUACCUAGUACAAAGUGCAAUAGGAUGAACAUUACUGAUAGUCAAAUACCUGCUGAUGGCCAGUUGUGUGGCAAAAAGCUCAAGGCCACAGGUUUGCCAUCUUUAACAUCUACAUUUCAGCUGCCACCUGUAAGGCCAGGGAUCUUAGAAAUGAAGCCAUGGCACAGCUCACCUGAAAACAUAAUUACCCAAGCAGCCAGAGAAAACAAUGACUGUAUUUGUCUGGCAGAUAAAUUAAGUUGGUCAUGCUCCAGAAUACCCCUAGAAGUGUCAGGAUUUGGGCAUAUAAGGGAAAACUUUAAAAGGUCUGAUGACAGCCGAAAGGGUUCUUUAAAGAUGGAAAAAGAUAUAGAUUUUGAAAGAUUACUUUUUAAUACACACACUGUCUUAAAUCAGAGCCAGUUGACACAGGCAGCCAGCUCCCAAUGGGCUGCCAAUGAGAAUUUGCACAACAAAUCCAAGAUCUAUGGCCUUAUAACAAAAAGAGCAGAUACAUCAGAAUGUGAUUCUUUGGCACUAUCCCAGCUGCCCUAUCACAUAGUGGAUAAUUUCAAACAGGGGAAUUCUUCAACUCUGGAAUGUGCCCCCCAAAAUAUAAAUGCCAAAAUAGUAUUAAAAAAUCAGGCUACAUCAGAGACUGAGACAGAAAUGAAAGGGUUCUGUCAGAAAUGUAGUUCUGAAUCUAACACCCAUGAUGCUGAAGAAUAUUUCAUGGCAGAUAAAGGUGAUGCUGGUAGUAUUCAUGCUUCUAUAUUUAGUACAGAGAUGAACAUGGAGAGACAAUAUCUUGAAACUCAAAACAGUGAGGCCUUUCUAGGGAGAACUGCGGUGAGAAGCAAGUCUGGAGUUGAUUUACAUUGUGGGGUGAUGGAUAGGAUUCUUUUAUCAAGUGGAAAAGACUUCACAGAAGAACAAAAUGAAAUUGUUCUUCAAAAGAUGAGCAGGACUUCCAGUGCCUUAAAAUGUUCAUCUAAUCAGGAAAGAACAAAUGUGCAACUCAUGAAUACAGAAAGGAAGGACUGUUGUUGUAGUUGUGGCAGUGAAGGUGUCUCUGAACUAGCAGUGAAGCCAGAGUACAUUUGCCAGGGGAAAAAACCAGAAAAGCUUCCAGAGUUAAAGACUUUAUUGAUGCCAGAUUUUGGCCAAAAAGGAUUAGAACUGAGGGAGCUGGAAGGUGAGAAAUCCCUGGGUGAAUCUGCUACUGAAAUACUGGAAUAUGAGAAGUCAGCCUUUCAUUUCAGCACCACAGCAGAUGCCACAGAAUCACAGGAAAAUAUCAGUGCACAGUCCAGUAGUGGAAAAGACAGUUUGCCUAUACAGGUUAUUUCAGGCAGCAAUAGUGAUUUCCCUGUUAGACUGGCCACCCAAGAAGAUGCAAAAAAUGCACACGAGGAAGCAGAAGCAACUUUUCUGGAUUUAUCUUCAGUACCAGACCCUUUAGUGUCAGACCCUACAGGAGCUGGUGCGGUGAAUGGUUCUCUUAGAGCAAAUUUAAGUUUGGAAAGUGCUACACAAACCUGGAAAGAAUCACGUGCCACAAAUGCAGAGGCAUUACAUAGAAACCCCUGCAAAAUGAAAGCUAAUUCUGUCCCAAAGACUGUGCAAGAAGCAAACCUGCUGUUGAAAACCUCAAGUUGUAUAGUUGUGGAUGAACUUUUGCCUGCAAAUCUAGAGCAGAACAUUUGUGUAAGUCUGUCAAGAGUACAGGAAGUGAACAGCAUUCAUAACCUGUGUGAGGAUGACACUAUUGCAUCUAAGACCUUAGGGAAUAAUGAUUCUAACAAGCAAAUACUUGGGGAAGAUAACACCAAACAUUGUGAUACAGUACAAGAGAAAAUAGACCUUUCCCCAAGCACAGAACUAAACAGAGGCUUCUCUACAGAAGAUCCAAAGUGCUUCAUCACAACAGGUGGGCUGAAUUCAAACCCAGAUAUAUGUGAAAAUUCGGUGAAAGCUAACAACCAAGACAGUAGCAGUGCAGGCCUGGAUAAUAUCAGCACUGGGAGCACAAACAGUGAGGAGAUGGAUGAGAACCUUUGUAAUUUCCUGAGUAAUAAUAACAGUUUCUAUAAGGCAUUGCAAAAGAACAACAAGGUUGGGGCCAUAGAGAGGUCUGCUAAGCAUUCAAAAUUUUUAGCCUUUUCAAAAAUGGCAUCUUUUAGGAAAACUAGGCUUGCAAGUGCUGAAAAUCAGGACAGCAUCAAGACCAAGACAGGAACACUAGAUGAAGAUAAAGAGGAAGAGAUGGAAGAUGGUAUGAAACCCAUCAGUUCACCCAACUCUCCUUUCCAAAGCAGAGAACAUUGCCUUGCAGAGUAUUCAGAUGAUGACGACUUAUUUUAUGAGAGACCUGCUGGACUCUUCAACAGGAUUAGCCUGAGAAAAGCUUCAGGCUCUGGACGCAUACUUAUGGAAGGUGUAGGAACAAACACUUCUCCUGUGCUGCCCAGAACAAAAUACACAGAAGGAAAAGUUUUAGGGUCUGUGGAGAAUAAUGAGAAUGACGCUUCAGAGUAUUCUGAGCUCAGGAAAUCGUCAUCUGAAAAUGACUUUAAAAGAAACAAAAGCACAGAGGGUAAAAAAUUUAGGAGUCGGUUAGCCUUGGCUCACAGGUCCUUUUCAAGUUUCUUUGAAUCUAAAUCGCUGGAGAAGGAAAAUGCUGAACAUAGUCCAAAGGUUUCAAUGAAAAAUGAAAAGGAAAAAGCCAAGUUGCACCAAACAUCCUGGAAAGCAUUUUUGAAAAGCAAGGAGGCAGAUGGUCUGAAACGGUCUGCAUUAACUAGUUCUCUUCCAACACAGCAGAGUCCUUGUUCAAAUAGGAACCAUGGCAGCCUUGUGAGAAGAACAUCCAAGGAAAAACAGGGAUUUCACAAUGGGCAAGUAUCUAUGAGAUCAAGUGUGGCUAAUGGCUCAUCUACAGAAACUGCAUAUUUGGAUUCCUCUGGAACUGGUGACUUUCCAUCAACCAACACAAGGAGGAGGAUGAGAGAGCCAUGUCAUGAUCUGACUAUACAGUGUCCACAUAGCUCAGACUGUAAUGGGAAAGAAGCAGCAAUAGGCAAUGAUGGGGAUAGUUCCUUGGAAGAAUUCUGGUUGAAAUCUCCAAUUAGCCCAGUUGAUCUGCAGUCUUCAUUUUCUCAUUUCACUCCCUCUUGCCCUCAGUUGUCUAUGUAUGAACGUAAAGAUAUGCCAUCUAGGCCCAUGAGUCCCAAACCACAAAGUCCUCGAACCAGUUCUCAACGCAGAGGUUUCCAUUACCCUGGGAGAUUAAGUUCCACAUCAAUGAUAUCUCUUGGAAAUAUCUCCAUGACUGAUGGUAGUUUGGAAGCACCUGAGAGGCCAAAAACACUAAAGCCCAGAUCUAGCUUCUUGCAAUCUGUUCACUCCCUAGAUAAUGACUACCUGAAAGAAGACAGUGGGAUAAGCAGCCAGUCACAGAUCAGCUUAAACAUGAUUUCUUCAGUGAGUGAUAUCAUCAGAGAUGAGGAGACUACCCAACCCAGCCAGAUUUCACCAGAAAAGAGGCCCGGUGAAAAACGUGGUCUCCAUUGCAAAAAGAGGUCUACUCAGAUGCCACUAUCUCCACAUUCAUUCUCAAAUACAGAGAACAAAGCCUGGCUGCUUCCCUUUCAUGUUCAGGAAGGGAAAGCAAAAGAGCAUGCCCAGAGGAGGAGACACAGACCCCUAUACAAGCAUUUCAGCUUUGAUGACACAUGGAUGGAGAGGAAUCGGAAAAGGAAGCUUAUGAAAGAGACACAGUCAGGCAGAGAGAACGAAUUGAGUAACCUCCCAGAGGAUCUGUUAAAAGUUAAAAUGAGACCAUCCAGUACUUCCUCUGUGCCCUUUGAUGCCCUGCCUAUCAAGCUUCACCUCUAUUCCCAGAGUACACCUACAGGAUUAGACUGCGUGGGUUUGAAACGACGGAUCUCCUUUCCUGUAAUCGCUGAUGGAUCACUGGAAAAAUCUAGUGACGAUGUGGGAAGUGAAGAGGACUUGUAUGAUGACUUCCGAAGUUCCAGUCAUCGUUAUGGCCAUCCUGGUGGCGGCGGAGAACAACUUGCCAUUAAUGAGCUCAUCAGUGAUGGUGGUGUGGUGUACGCUGAAGCACUCUGGGAUCAUGUCACCAUGGAUGAUCAAGAGCUAGGCUUCAAGGCUGGUGAUGUCAUUGAAGUAAUGGAUGCUACUAAUAAAGAGUGGUGGUGGGGCAGGAUCAUGGACAGUGAAGGAUGGUUCCCAGCCAGCUUUGUACGGCUUCGAGUAAACCAGGAUGAACCAAUGGAGGACUAUCCUUUGAAGCUAGAAGAUGGUAGGGAAGAAGAUUCAAGAAGCGCUGCCCACCGUUAUGGUAUGGGACAUACGAAUAAGGAUCAGAUGAGAACUAAUGUUAUCAAUGAAAUCCUGAGCACAGAAAGAGAUUACAUCAAACACCUGAAGGACAUCUGUGAGGGCUAUAUAAAACAAUGCCGUAAAAGAGCAGACAUGUUCACAGAGGAGCAGCUGAAGACAAUCUUUGGGAAUAUUGAAGAUAUCUACAAGUGCCAGAAGAAAUUUGUUAAAGCACUGGAGAAGAAGUUCAACAAAGAUUAUCCACAUUUGAGUGAGGUUGGCUCCUGUUUCUUGGAAUACCAAAAUGAGUUCCAGAUCUAUUCCGAAUACUGUAACAACCAUCCAAAUGCUUGCAUGGAGCUUUCCCGCCUCACCAAAGUGAGUAAAUACGUGUAUUUCUUUGAAGCAUGUCGCUUGCUUCAGAAGAUGAUUGACAUCUCUCUGGAUGGCUUUCUCCUGACUCCAGUGCAGAAGAUUUGCAAGUAUCCAUUACAGCUUGCAGAACUGCUGAAAUAUACCAAUCCACAACAUAGGGAUUUUAAAGAUGUUGAAGCUGCUCUAAAUGCCAUGAAGAACGUAGCAAGGCUCAUCAAUGAGAGGAAGAGACGUUUGGAAAACAUAGACAAAAUUGCUCAGUGGCAGAGUUCAAUAGAGGACUGGGAGGGUGAAGAUGUUCUUGUCAAAAGUUCUGAACUCAUUUACUCUGGGGAAUUAACCAAAAUUUCCCAACCUCAAGCCAAGAGCCAUCAAAGAAUGUUCUUCCUCUUUGAUCAUCAGCUUGUCUGCUGCAAGAAGGAUCUCCUGCGACGUGACAUCUUGUAUUAUAAGAGUCGAAUCAACAUGGACCACAUGGAGAUUCUGGAUGUGGAAGAUGGGAAGGAUAAGGACUUCAAUAUCACUGUUAAAAAUGCAUUCAAAUUGUACUGUAGGGACACAGAAGAAGUCCACUUAUUCUGCGCCAAAAAGCCAGAACAGAAACAGCGCUGGCUGAAGGCAUUUGAAAAUGAAAGGAAGCAGGUUCAGCUUGACCAGGAAACUGGUUUUUCCAUUACUGAGGUACAGAAGAAACAAGCCAUGCUUAAUGCCAGCAAACAGAACCAGAGUGGAAAACCAAAAGUGGUCACCAGGACGUACUAUGAUUUUUUGAUGCGUCAAAAGCAUCCCACAUUACCUACCAAUCUUCCCCAGCAGCAAGUCUUCAUGUUGGCAGAGCCCAAACGCAAGCCUUCCAACUUCUGGCAGAACAUCAGCAGGCUGGCACCCUUUCGAAAAUAAGGGGAAGCAAUCCAAUCUUGUGCCUGAAAUAUCUUCUGAGAAAGCACUUUAUGCAUCAAAUCCUGCAAAACUAAGCACUGGCUCCCUCUCCUGUCUUUCAGAGGGAUAGCAUUUUCCCUCUCCUUACUCCUUUUGGCCAGACUGAAAGAGUUGAAAAGUAUUAUGACAUUGUCACAUGUGCGUUUCUAUGUAUGUGAAAGUGAUCUGAACCUGCAUCCAGCUCACUGAGUACCCAAGAGAAAUCCAGAGAGUUAGAAGUCUCUACCCACCCCUUUUAUUUUUCUUGAACUUCUUCAUUUUAUUGCUUUCCUUUUGGACUGCUCCCCCAACCCGGAAUGUGAUUCCCAGUCAGUUCCAAUAAGGCUGCUAGACCAAGAAGGCAAGUGGAUGUGGCAAUUGCUUGGCCUUUGCUCUGAGCAGCUGUUUAGUGUUGCUGCUGUUAGACUUUUGUCUGGAGCAAUGGACUCCUAUUCCUCACCCUUUUUCACAGAAAUCCUGAAACCAACUGAGUGUUCACAAAGAGGCACCUUUCAACCUACUUUAGCUAAAAGAAAACUACUGAGAAGGAACAAGAAAAUAACUGACAAAACUGAAGCAUGACUAACAACCAAGACUGUUGCAAUUUACCCGAGUUGUUGUACAUCGUGGGGGAGGGGGAAAUGUGCCUAAAUUCACUUUGAAUUAUUAUUUUCUUUCUUUCUAGCAACACUUUGCCAUAAUUCCAGGCCAAUGAAUUUUUUGUCAAUGUUUUUUAAAUGUUUAUUUAUGGUAAAAGUGCAGAUAACUGUAUUUUGUAAGA